Molecule: messenger RNA, 1526 nt
Organism: Arachis duranensis
Lineage: Eukaryota; Viridiplantae; Streptophyta; Magnoliopsida; Fabales; Fabaceae
Product: KH domain-containing protein At1g09660/At1g09670
Exons: 8
Coding region: 193-1083 (296 amino acids)
Biological process (GO): regulation of mRNA splicing, via spliceosome
Cellular component (GO): nucleus
Molecular function (GO): mRNA binding
Source: RefSeq, a predicted model, not a curated record
GAAUGAGUUGAGAAGUGAGUUGGUAAGUGAUGCUGUGAAAUGAAAUAUAAAAGGCCCACCACUCCCAUCCCUACCUUCCCCUCUUACUCUCUUCUCUCUUGCCGCUGCCGCUUCUCCUCCUCCUCCCCCUCCUAAGGGCUUUGCCAACGAGAGAGAGAGAAAGAAAGAAAGAAAGAAAAAGAGUGAGAGUAGAUGGCAGAGAGGAUCCCAUCUGGGAGUUAUUUUCAGUACCCUCCUCCAGCAGUUCCUCCGUCUCCAAUUAGGUCAUCAUCUUCUUCCAUUCCUUCAGAUCGAGAGAGAUAUUUGUCUGAAUUACUGGCAGAGAGGCAAAAGUUGGGACCAUUUGUGCAAGUUCUGCCACAAUGUACAAGGCUCUUGACUCAAGAAAUCAGACGGAUAUCAGGCUUCAAUCAAGGUUUCAUGGAUCAUGAAAGACUUGAGCCAGAUAGUCCAUUUAGAUCCUUAAGUCAUCAUCCAAUUAGUAGGCCUACGGAUCUGGAGGGAUGGCCUACCAUACCAAUAGAGGACAAUGGAAAUCUCCAAAGAAUGGCAUCAUUUCAAACACCACCAAUGGGUUGGCCAGGAGCGCAAGGAGUUCCUGCUACACCUGUAGUUAAGAGAGUUAUCAGACUUGAUGUCCCCGUAGACAAAUAUCCAAAUCAGUAUAAUUUCGUUGGCCGAAUUCUGGGGCCUCGUGGGAACUCGUUGAAAAGAGUAGAAGCCAUGACAGAAUGUAGGGUUUACAUCAGGGGCUGUGGCUCUGUGAAGGAUUCUAUCAAGGAAGAGAAGCUUAAAGAUAAACCUGGAUAUGAGCAUCUUAAAGAGCCAUUGCAUGUUUUGGUGGAGGCAGAGUUUCCAGAAGAUAUAAUUGAUAAUCGCUUGGAUCAUGCUGUGAGGAUACUCGAAAAUCUUUUGAAGCCAGUGGAUGAAUCCCUGGAUCACUAUAAGAAGCAGCAAUUGAGGGAGUUAGCCAUGCUCAAUGGUACUUUGAGGGAGGAAAGUCCAAGCAUGAGUCCAAGCAUGAGUCCGAGCAUGUCGCCUUUUAACAGUACUGGAAUGAAGCGAGCCAAAACAGGAAGAUGACCCCGACAUGAUGACUAUGGAUCAUGACCCUACAGUUUUCUCAAUCUAAAUUAUUAGCAUCUGAUCUCUUAGAGUUUUUGUGAUGGCCUUUUCAGUGUUAUUCACCGGAGACACCUUCGGGGUUGAGCCUCCUCAAGCAGCUUGUUGGGAUGACAGAUGGUUUUUCCACUCAAUUUAAUUGACCAUUUCACCUUGGCUUCUAUUCUUUCGUGUAUUAACCUCUAGAACAUUGACCCUCAUUUUGCUGUUGUGUAUUAACUAAUUUGCAGGUGCUAUUCCAUAGAUUCCCCUUCCCCUCUUUCUUUUGCUUUAUUUGUUUUUUUUCCCCCUUCAAUUUGUCAGAUCAUUAGAUUACAUACUAUGCCUAUUUAUAAAUAUGCAUGGUAUUGAGUAUUGACUCUCAAACUAAAUAAAACAAGUGGAGUGUUUUGAUUGUAUUGCAA